Aaosphaeria arxii CBS 175.79 is the source of this 9169-nucleotide messenger RNA. RefSeq lists its product as uncharacterized. Bases 174 to 9056 code for a protein of 2960 amino acids. Gene Ontology annotation, molecular function: protein binding; protein serine/threonine kinase activity. The record is from RefSeq and is a predicted model, not a curated record. Gene Ontology annotation, biological process: DNA repair. Lineage: Eukaryota; Fungi; Ascomycota; Dothideomycetes; Pleosporales. The transcript is spliced from 6 exons.
CUGCCAUUCACUUUUUUGAGCCGCGACAUGGCUAAGGGGCAUGUGAGAAUCGCUGCAUGUUGAACGGUGGCGCAUGAUAACGUCUCAAUCUGCUCGUCGCUUUCUUCUUCCCUCUCGCGCAUCGUGCUGUGUCCUAGAGAUGCUUGGUCUGCGGAGGACUACGAACUGCCACCAUGGGGGUUACCAACAUUCAAGACGCCAAAGUCUUGAUAUCAUCUAGCAAAUUGAAUGAUCGGACCGCCGGCCUGAAGGAUUUAAUUCAUAUACUGCGUCACAACCAGGGCAAGCCUACUUUGGAAGUCCUUGGGAACAAAGCAUAUCACGCCUUGUGCGAGACUUUGUUUCAAUGUAUGCGCGAUGAAAGGUCAACCUUUCUCAAAGGCAAAUCGAAAUCCGCGAAAACCGCCGCCCUCUUACCGCUGUCCGCCUCUGCUCUCCGUCAAAUCGUAAACUCGGGAGUCCGAACGAUAAAAAGCUCAACGGUGGAAAACAUUGUAGAAACUAUAAUCGAAGUUCUUCCUGGGAAGGACGAUGGACUCAUCAAACCAUUACUGGAAGACCUCCCCAAGGCUUUAAGAGCACUGCUCGAGUACCAGCCGCACGUGGAACGGCUCUCACAGGAUUGCUGGGGCGCAGCAGUAGACUUUUGUACUGAUGCUCUGGUCACUUUCUUCGUCGAACCAGAUGUUGAGCAGCCUCAUAGUUGGAGUACUACCGUCUCCUCACGUAGUCGAACCCCAUUGGGUGCGACAGAACCUGUGACAAAAUCGAUUUCGCGAGACCGGCCAGGAAAAAGCCAUUUCAUCGCCGAGGAAUUUUCACACACUGCUGAAGACUUUGUGCAUUGCAUUCUUCUUCUGACAAAAGCCUCAAAUGCCCCCGUAUUGACCAAGGCUGACCCCAUAUUUCACACACUCAUUCAGUUUCUGCAGCAUCGAACUGGCCGAGGACACUCAGCCGCACUUGCAGCCAUCAAUUGUGUCCUAGUGCGCAUAUCCCUACAUUUUUCCGAGCUUACGAAGAGCAUAAUACAGGAACUUUUGCCGCUUAUGAAGAACUUAUGGUCUGAUAUCUCAUUGAGAGACGAGAUCCUCAUUACUUUGAUGCACACAGAGACUCAUCUUGCAAGCAUACUAUCCGACAAGGAAGCCAGCAGUGCUAGCUUUGAUUUAGAGGCACUUAUCGAGGUAAUCUACGCAGAUUAUCGGCGUCGACAAGAAAAUGCUACUCUUCAGUUUCUUGAAGAUGAUCAUUUAUGUUUUCGUUCAAUCGGCAAGCCAAGGCUUGAUACACACCCACUCAAUACAUAUGCAUUCUCACUUGAAAUGGGCUAUCAUCGUAGUGAAACACUCUGGGCUACUGUAUCAGCCAUUGCACAUUACUCUUCCAUGCUGGAUGAGCGCAAGCGUGUGCAGGCCCAAGGUCGUGAUCAUGAUGAGGAGAGCUUUGCAAAGCGACCACGAGCAACGAAUCAUUUUCAAGAUUUUCUCCGCCAUGUCUCUGGGUCUAGAUCUAAUACCAAACGGGCAGCGCUACAAGUCCUCGCAUUCAUGGUUCAGGAGGGACCUCUCACAGAAGAGGACGUCAGAUCGACACUCGAGAGGCUUACAGUUUAUAUCGCUGACGAGAAUCCGGUUCAUUCAUCCUGGGCUAUGAUCGCACUGGCUGCUACUGCUUUCCAACGAUCUGCGAAGCAGUCCUCGUUACUUCCUCUUUGGAUAUCGGUUUGGCAAAGUGCCUCCCGUGUGGUAACAUCCGUGUCAUCAUCUCGUGCAGCAUGCCAUCUCGCGAAUGUUCUUCUUCAAUUAAGAAUCGUUCCCUUCUCAGCCGUAUCUGAGACCGUGCAAUCUAUGCUUCUUUCAAUAGAGCUUAGCGGACCUGCAGUCGUUAGUGAAGCAAGCUCGUCGUUGAUGGCUACAAUUGUACGAGAGAAGGUUGCCGAGAAUCCGACGCAAUAUAAUCAGACAGCCGACAGAGUUCUCAACUGGAUAUUGAGCAAAUGGACACCAAGUCUUUGGUCAGAGCGCACUUACUCAUCCUUGAAUGCGCAUCAUUGUGUGGCCCAAGAUGUGCUUCUAGUCUUACAUGCUUGUCUCGAUCGUCCAUUUACUUCUACCCCUAGAGCGCCGUUCCUAGUUCUAGGGAUCGUUGCACAAGCACGUAUCCAAGCGUCUAGUUUGGUUCAUCUCAGACAUUACCUAUUGCUUCUUGAUGAUGAAUCAGAUUAUCAGCUAUCUGAUAAAGUUCCGCAGCCCUUGAUCACGGAAAUCAUAGAGUAUCAGCCGAGCCAAGUUUCCAAGAGGAUCUUAGAAUUUUGUCAAACGGAGCUGGAGAAGGUUAAGCAACGAUGGGAAGAGUGGAUGAAACAGCACCCACAAGCUGUGACUUCUGAUAUGUUGCGUAUCAUCGUCAGCUUCUGCGUUGUCUCCUCCGCUCUAAGUACCCUCCAUAAUGGCGAUGUUCGCACGGCAGAAUUGGAGUCGCUCACCGAUGAAUUCACUCAAAAGUUUGUCGACUAUCUUUCCAAGAGGGAAACGGAGCAGUACAAGGUUGACGCUGUUCUUGAGGCAUAUGUUAAGCACUUACCGAGCAUUGGUGCUAUUGAAAGCUUAUCCGUCACACCCUUCAAAUCAACAGGUGUGCUUUCCUUAGCCAAACACCUUACACGAACAUUACAAGACCGUAGAGAGGUCAAACAGUCCUUUUAUGGCGAAGAAGAUGAUAUGGAUAUUGACCAAGUGCCCCAGUCUCAAGCAGCUAGUGGUUCUUUUGAUCCGGUUCAUGACGUUCCUCGUCAUGAUCUACAGGCCAAAAGUGAUAUAGCUGCUCUUCGCGCAUCUUGUGCGAUGUAUUGCAGUUUCAUUUCCUCCUUAAAAGACGUUCCUCCUAAUGGCGCCGAUACUAUACCGUCGGCUUUCGUGCAUCAAAUCACAUUAAUUCACGAAGCCGAACUGCUGCGCGGGCGACAAUUUCUAGGGGCUCUGCUAUCGUCGUCCUUCAAGUUUUCCGGGUCCUCAUACUUGCAGAUUCUCGAACGCCUCGGAGAAGACCUCAUUGAGCCCCGUGCAAGAGAGCACAAUACUUCCGAAGUCGCCAAUGCCAUGGUAGUGGAGGUCCUGAUUGGGGCAUCAGCCGAAAUAUCCCCAACUGCUACUGACCACCAAGGUCAAGAUCUUUAUGAGCAUGUCGAAGCCUUGUAUUCGUAUUACACUCGAGGGAUGGAGAAGAGCGGAGUUCGAAGGUCUGUACACUUGCAAAUCUUGCUCGCAACCUUACUGCACCGUUUACUCAAAGACCAACCUGAUAUCGGACAAAGCCUGAAAGGGCCUUCUGUGCGUACGAGUCUGUUCCAGCUUUUGGCUCAAGGGGAGCUCGUUGUCAAAAAUCACGUCGCAGAAUGUCUACCUAGCAUUUUCGAAGACUUCGUUCUACCAGAACACGAUAAGAUUCUAGAGGACGUCGACAGUAGCCUACCAAGUAGUGCGGAUUGGCUUGAAGGAAUAGCGAUUCGGCUUCUUGUGCUGUCCAAGCUUGCGUCGCGAUGGCAUACACUCCUACGACAAGGCGUCUAUCGAAUUUUUGCUACUGCUGGCUCAGUUUCCGGUGCUGGCCAGCAUGCGAAGCGCUGCAUAGAACUAGUCGCACAUGCCAGAAACCUAAGUGAUCCCCAGGACCUCUUCCGACUUUUUGCACCUCAGAUCAUCUUCACGUGGCUAGAUAGGCAAAGGACCUUUGAUGAGAUUCCCUACCGCACCUUCAAUUAUGCUGAUCUACCAGCCCUUCUUCGCGAUAUUGAAUCUGAAGCUGUUGGUCAAGCCAUGAUGCUCGGCUUGAAAGAGGAAAUUAGCUACCUAGCUCAACAACUGGGCAGUACUACAGAACAGAUUCUGAAGGACAAUUUUGGAAAGGCUGCCGCAUACACCCUCUCUUGGGACACCUGCAAAGGUUUCGCACGCAACAAAGCAGACGCGAGUAAUGCGAUGCUCCUGCGAGAACUACUUGGAGCUGACACUUAUGGAGUCUUGAUAAGGGACUAUUUCCCUCAAGUCAUGGGGCAUAUUGUCCAGACAAUGCACCACGAGGAACGCAUCACCAAGGCUCUGGAGAAACGACCUGCAUACUUGUCGACAAAUAAAGCGCUAGUGGAAAUGAACAACUAUAGCCAGUCGACAGUAGACUUUGACCUUGGAAUCGAACCUUCAUUUUCGGCUUUCUAUCUUUUCGAUCAAAUCGAACGCCUUUGCCGUCGAACCUCUGCGAACCCUGUUGACUCCUGGACGGCAGGCAAUUAUACCUUUGUAUUAAGGAUGUUAUUGGAUCGCAUACACCCAGCACUUGGAUCCCUUCAUGCCCGAUCCAUUAUUCGCAAAAUCAGAAUCCUUGUUGCACUCGCUGGAAAUAUAGCCUACGAAGGGUACCCGUUACAGAUGGCUCUUCAGUCUCUUCGUCCGUUUCUUACAGAUAUCCAAUGCGCAGACGACACUUUGGGUAUCAUACAGUAUCUGUUCGAGCACGGUUCCACUUAUCUCCGCACCCAUCUCAGCUUUGUUACUGGUAUCGGUCUCUCGAUAUUGAUUUCUAUACGUGUGUUCCUCGGCUCCUCGCAAGACAGCACAACGCAGCAAUCUCAACACGCUGCCACAAUGAACAAAACACAAAGAUUCCACACCUGGUUCGUCAACUACCUCGAGUCUUUUUCUGAUGCCUUAGAGAAAGAUGGCAAAGGCUCGUCAGUCAAGGCUUUCCAACAAAUCAUGGCGGCUGCUUCUCGAAUUCGCACCGAAGGAAACUCUAUUCGUGGCAGUGAGGAGAGCAAGCUGCUGUUGCAAAUCCUCGACGAUGUCCGAUACGGAAGGAAGCUUCUAAAUAAUACAUCUCGCGAAGUUGCCCUGGACCUUCUCUGUCAAAAUUUCAAACCUGCUCCCAAUGCGCGUGAUGAUGUCCUAGGUUCAGAUAAGGACGUUGCAGAAUAUGCUUCACAAGUCUGGGAAUCGUGUCAAAGAAGUAAGAUUGGGGACGGUUAUUUACUAUGGGCCGCAAGGGUUCUUGGGAGAGCAUUCAGUGCACAUGGAGAAGUUAAACGCAUCACAGAUCAAUCACGACCCUGGUCUAUGCCGUUCCGCUCAUCUCAAACUUCUUUAGGGGCGUUUUCCCGCGAAGCUAUCAUCAAGAAAAUAGUGGAUCUAUUCUACAGUGAUGAUCGGAAAGAAGUCAGUCUGGCGGAAGAGUGCGUUCGGUUACUCAUCUCGCGGCUUUCCAAUGACAGUUAUCUGACUGAACUGGAGAAUAUCAUUCCAAGACGCAUUGCAGAUGCCUUGCACCCGUGCAUUCCUUCGGUAUCACAAAAGGAAGAAGCCGUGUCUGCAAGCAUGUUAAAGGAAGCUGCGUCUCCAGUCGUGGUCAAGACCGUAUCCAGUUGGAUCAAGCCUCUCACAGUUCUUCUUUGUCGAGUCACCAGUCAAGACCCUAUCCUCGGCUCACUGUCCUUGGUACUCAUUGGGAUUGAUCAAAUGGCCGAGAAACUCUUCCCUUACAUCUUGCAUUUGGUUUUACUGGCGGAAUUUGAUGGUGACAAAAAUGUACGCCAAACGUUGUCAGAGGCAUUCUCUUCUUGGUUCGAUAAUUGCUGCCCCGAAAACACCCCUUUUGUCAGUAUCAUCAUUCAAUCUGUCCUCUAUCUACGCAGCCAACCUACGCCAAAGGAGGUGACUCGUGGGGACCGAGAUCGAUGGUUAAAAAUUGAUUUUCUGAAAGCAUCACAAGCCGCUACCACCUGCGGUAUGUAUAGGAGUGCUCUCUUAUUCGCAGAGACAUCUUCCGGUCAACCGAUUGUCAGCUCAGCAUCACGAAGAUCUUCCAUUCUGAUUGAACCUCCGAAGGUUCCAGUUGAGCUUCAGCUCUCGAUUUACAAGAAUCUAGAUGAGCCAGACUCCUUCUAUGGGAUUGACCGAGGAGCUAGCCUUUCAUCUGUUCUGGACCGUUUGGAAUACGAGGGAGAUGGCAUCAAAAGCCUACUGUUCCGCGGCGCUCGGCUCGACAGUCAAUAUCGAUCCAAUUCUAUCGAUUCAUCGGAUUCUCGGGGAAUGGUCAAGUCACUGAUCACACUCAACAUGAACAGUGUCACUCACUCACUAUUAUCUAAUGAUCAAUUUCGCGAACUAGGAGAUGAUGCGGUCGACAGCACACUGCAUACAGCACGCAAUCUUGGACAGUGGGAUAUAAAGGCACCAGAAGUGAACCACAGCGAGUCCAGUACCCUUUUUAAAGCAUUUCAGGGCCUUCAUAAUGCUAAAGAUGUGCCCUACGCGCGCGCACAUGUAGAUCGACAACUUCUGGCGACGAUGAACUUUCUUUCAGGAAGAGAGUCAUCCGCCGUCCCUGUUAAGACACGCCUUCGAACAUUGGCUGUGCUGACGGAGGCUGACGAGGUAUUGAGUACUUCACGUACGGAAGAGGUACUUGAUACUUGGGAUCAAAUGAAAGCACGUGAAAAAUGGAUGCGUGCUGGGGAAUUUGAAGAUGUACGCCUUGUACUAUCAUGUCGAGAAACGUUAUUCAGCGUGCUCAGCGCAAACACAUCGCUCCAAAACUCCAUGCGAGCAAGACCUGGAGCCCUUCGACAUAUGGAAGUAGAGGCGCUUGUAUCAUCUUCCACGAUCAGUAGACGGCACGGCGCGCUUCAGGAGUCGCUAGCCAGUGUUACUUACUUGUCUGACAUUGUGCAGCCUUGUAAGGCUGUUGGUCUCGAUGUUCAAGCUACAGCCCAACAUGAAGUUGCAAAUGUACUUUGGGAUCAGGGAGAAACAGAUACCUCCAUCCGCAUACGCCAACACCUGAUCGAUACCGCCAAUUUCAAUUCACAGGACACAGACAUCAGCUUACCCGUGCUUCUUGCAAGGUUGGGUCAUCAUAUUGCAGAAGCCCGCCUGGCUAAGCCAGACACUAUCAUCAAAAAUUACCUUGAGCCUGCGAUAAAUGAAUUAAAGGGACAGGUACAAGGCGUAGGUCCCGGCCAGGUCUUCCACGAAUUCGCUCUCUUCUGUGAUAGACAAAUUCAAAGUCCCGAAGCUGCAGAUGAUCUCGCUCGAAUCAAAACAGUCAUGGACCGUAAACUUCAAGAGCAUCAGGAUUUCAUGAAACUAUCAACUACUGAUAAAAGUAAAGGGAUGCGGGAAACAUACAGACGGAGUGCUGGCCGAGCAUACAACUGGUAUAAACUCGACCACGCCGAGUACGAACGCUUACGCAAAGCAAGAGAGCAAUUCCUUCGUCAAUGCAUAGAGAACUACCUUUUGUCUUUACAGGCGAGCGACGAAUACAAUAACGAUGCUCUCCGGGUAUUCUCUCUAUGGCUCGAGUAUGCCGACACGCAGCUGGCCAAUGAUGCCGUCAAACGGUACUUGUCGAAAGUACCGAGUGGGAAGUUUGCAUUGCUGAUGAACCAGCUUUCCUCACGGUUACAAGCAGAAGGAACGGAUUUCCAGCGACUGUUGUCCGACUUGGUGUUCCGCAUAUGUGCCGAACAUCCAUACCAUGGUAUGCACCAAAUCUUUGCUAUACAGAUGAAGGUUGGCGCCAUAACCAGGGAGGAUGUUGUCAGAUCCAAAGAUGAAGCAGCCAAGUCAAGACAGCGUGCCGCGAACGAGAUCGCAGAACGCUUAGGAAAUGAUAAGAGAGCGAGGGGCUACUGGACUGCAAUAUCACACUCGAACGAACUCUACCACGCCCUUGCCAUGUUCAAGAACGAGGCUGAUAAUAGGCAAGGCCGCGAAAUCGCGCUGGACAAGUAUCCCGAAUCGAAAGCGAUCGUUAGGAGGAUUCCAGUAAUGAUGGUGCCUCCAGCUACCCUCCAGGUGGAGGUUCGAGCCAAUUGCGAUUACCAAGAUUUGCCGAAAAUUGUAGGGUUCAAGCCGAGGAUGAGCAUUGCGAAUGGGUUAAGUGCGCCCAAGGUCAUCAGUGCGAUAGGUUCUGAUGGUAAAUCAUACAAGCAGCUGUUCAAAUCCGGCAAUGACGAUCUACGACAGGACGCAAUCAUGGAGCAGGUUUUCGACCAGGUAUCGCGACUAUUGAAGAAUCACACGGCAACGCGGCUUCGAAAUCUGGGAAUCCGGACAUACAAAGUCUUGCCCUUAUCGACCCGCUCUGGUCUCAUGGAGUUUGUACAGAAUACAGUACCUCUUCACCAAUGGGUCAUGCCAGCACACGAGAAGUACUACCCCAACGACUGGAGAUCCGACAAAUGCAGGAAGGAAAUCGCGGCCUGCCAAAGCGACUCUCUCAGCACACGGGUCAAGGUUUGGAGAAAGAUAGCCGACAACUUCCACCCUGUGCUUCGCUACUUCCUGCUUGAACGUUUCCAAGACCCAGACGAGUGGUUUGAAAAACGCCUUGCAUACACCCGCUCGACGGCGGCUAUUUCUAUCUUAGGACACGUUCUUGGUCUCGGUGAUCGCCAUUGUCACAACAUCCUGCUCGACGAGAAGUCCGGUGAGAUUGUACACAUCGAUCUUGGGGUUAGUUUCGAAGCAGGACGAGUCCUUCCCGUCCCAGAAGUAGUGCCAUUCCGCCUUACACGCGAUCUCGUCGACGCAAUGGGGUAUACAAAGACAGAAGGUGUGUUCAGGAGGUGUUGCGAGUUCACCAUGGACACCCUGCGCGAAGAGCGCGAGUCCAUCAUGACGCUCCUGAACGUGCUACGUUACGAUCCGCUCGUGAACUGGAGUGUCACGCCUACGAAAGCGAAACGCAUGCAGGAAGGACAGGAGACAAACGCCAAUACAAGAGCUGGCACUGUGGGGCCCGCGGGAACGCCCGCACCUACUCCUGUGGGCAGUGGUAUUGUGGGCACGAGCGGAGUGCUGGAGGAACAGUUGCAGGAGAGCAAUAAGAAGAGAGACGAGCAGCAGGCUGGUGAGGCUGGGAGAGCUCUCAGCGUGGUGGAAAAGAAGCUGAGCAAGACGCUCAGCACGAAAGCAACGGUCAAUGAGUUGAUCCAAACGGCGACAGACGACAGAAAUCUGGCGGUGUUGUAUUGCGGUUGGGCAAGUUAUGCCUGAAGGGAAAAUAAACUCUGGUUUCUUAUCGCAUCGGAAUGUUUUACGGUUUAGCAUGGCGUAUAUAGGGAGGGAACGGGAUUUGACUGUAAAUUAUAUGGGAGCAUAUACUCAUU